UCUUAAGCGGCAAGUAACGUGCCACAAGCAGUGAGGUUUGAGUUGUUUUUUCCCCCUGGGGGAGGGGGGUGGCUUCAGGUUGCCCCAAAAGUGCAUUGAACUGCUUGAAGUUUUGUGUGGCAGUUUUCGGCGUAUAAAUAGCUCCUGCAAUGCCCUCAAAACAGCCAAAAGCAAACUCCAGAAGCCACAAGGAUGUCGGGCAAGGACACAACAACUGCAGUGACAGUACAGUCGCAGGUGGAGCCUCUCCGCCGCCGCUGGCCGCUGCUCCUGCUGCUGAUCUUUCUGGCCAGCGUCCAGGGCCAUGGCCACGGCCAUGUCCAUCAGCUGCAGGUGGGCAGCCACAAGCUGUGCGGCCAAGCACUGUCCGAUGCCAUGGACGUGGUCUGUGCCCAUGGCUACAACACGCUGCCCCAGAAGCGUAGCGAGCCGCUGGAUGGGGCAGCCUUUGCGCUGAGUCCGCUGCUCUCCAGCCUCUAUGGUGCCGAGGUGCUCAUACAGACGCGACGUCAUCGCAGACAGCGGUCAUCGGGCGGCAUCUACGACGAGUGUUGCGUCUUAUCCUGCAGCUACCAAGAGCUGGCCUCCUACUGCCUGCCCAAGUGAAGAGCUUCACCCACACAGACACACAGACA
Molecule: messenger RNA, 635 nt
Organism: Drosophila guanche
Lineage: Eukaryota; Metazoa; Arthropoda; Insecta; Diptera; Drosophilidae
Gene: Ilp1
Product: probable insulin-like peptide 1
Exons: 1
Coding region: 193-606 (137 amino acids)
Cellular component (GO): extracellular region
Molecular function (GO): hormone activity
Source: RefSeq, a predicted model, not a curated record